Lachancea lanzarotensis is the source of this 3480-nucleotide messenger RNA. RefSeq names its product LALA0S05e01596g1_1 (gene URB2). Gene Ontology annotation, biological process: ribosome biogenesis. NCBI's taxonomy places the organism in Eukaryota, Fungi, Ascomycota, Saccharomycetes, Saccharomycetales, Saccharomycetaceae. The transcript has a single exon. The record is from RefSeq and is a predicted model, not a curated record. Bases 1 to 3480 code for a protein of 1159 amino acids. Gene Ontology annotation, cellular component: nucleolus.
AUGCAAGUUUCACCUUUUGGUGCGUCUCCAACGGCUUCGUCGGUAUCGAAAAAACUGCGCUCGAAGGAUGUUACCACUACAGAAAUCUACGAUAUUUCAGUUCAGCUUUUGGAAGGCAGUAUAGCGGUUCAUUUCCCGAAAAAAGAGAUCUUCGUGCUGGAACUGGUCGUAGAUAGAUGGAACAACCAGCGAAAUACGCAGUUCAAGCGGGACCCGCAUAUGUGGCGGCUCUUCAAUCAAAUGUGGGAAGCGGUGGGCUCUGACCCGCUACGCAAACAGAUAUUCAGAAAUCUACGCUAUGUGCCGCAUCUGAUCCAAACGCUCGAGCUGGAAGACAUGGAGUACACUAUAGAGCUUGCAGAAGUACUGGCUACGAAUUUUGAGCUUUUGAACUCGUGCUUCAUCGUAGAAAUGGCGCAGGACCAAGCCAUGGCAAUUAUUGCAGGCAUUCUCAGACUUGCUUUGCAAGUCCCAGAGUUGAAGCGUGUUUGGAGAGAGAAACUUUUGAGUGAAACAUUAAAACUCACACAAUUCUUGUCGGAUGUCGUAAUCAACAGCGCCAGCAAACUAAGUCAGAGCUUCUGUUCCAAACUGCUUUCGUCCAUUUUGCAGUACAGUGCAGAAUAUGAAGACGAAUUUGUUCCCGCUUUAUGUGGCCUCAUGGAUACGUACCUUUUCGCUCCCGAGGUUGACAGUGUCAAACUGCUGUCACAGUUUCUAGCAGCGCAAGAGAGCGAUCUUCCAGAUCAGUGCUAUAUUAUAUUAUACCGCAGAUGUAUAAAAGCGGUACCCAAGAACUCAUUGGUUGAACUGGAGGAGAUAUUCGCACUAAUAGCCAAGACGCGCCCAACCCUAAAUUCCAUUUUACUGCAAGAGCUAAGUUCACUGAAGAAAACUCUGUCCCAGGAGUUCUUGGAGUCAUUGUUCGAAGAAAAUUUCCAGAGAUCCGCUGACUCUUCAGGCGAGUCCACCAGAUCUUUCUGGGCAAUCACAAAUCAGAUUCUAAAGCUCGAUAUUGAGGUGGGAAUCAUAAAUACGACAAGGAUAAUGGAUAAAAUGACUAAGACACCUGUAACCGACAUUAUAAUUACCGUAUGGGAUACCCUGAUCGAAUGUUACGUGAAUGCUAGAGAGCUUCCGCAAUUCCUAGAUCUUUGGAAAAGCUACAGUCAGUCUCCGGACAAGUCCACUAUUUUUGUCGAUGACGCCAGGUUUCACUCAAAAAUCACAGAUAGAGUUCCUUUUAUGUCGUCCACUCAGAUCAAAGCAUAUCUCAACACAAUCGCCGACGAGCUCUCGCAAAGUGACCACGACGUUCAACUAAAGAUGAAGCUUUUGAAUGUACUUGUCAUGGGGAUAUACAAUUUGUCGUAUAGCACCCUUCCAGAACUUGAAGAAUCGUUGACACGGCUACUCGAAGCCAAUGAACACAAAUACUCGGAGUAUUGGACAUUCACGUACCAUUUUUUGAAUGUCUACGCUGACUUUUUCCCCCACGACCGUCUUUCACAAAUCCAAGCGAUGCUUUUCUCUUCUUUCAAUGGAACAGAAUCAACAGCAGCAUUUCUUACUGCUCUCAUGUUGAGAGAGCUGAAAGAUUUUGAUCUUGUAGAGAUAUUGGGCAAAUUUAUGAAACGUUUUCGUCAAUUCGAUGGACUUCAAAAGCGCGAACUACUAAAGGAUCUCUUCUGCAAUUGGAGUACGCUCCUAAAUUCAUGCUUCAGUGAGGAGCACUUAAAAGAGCUGAUUGAUCAAUUGCUACUCGCGCAAAACAUUCACUUACUUGACUUGAUCACAUCGUCGGACGACUUUUUUGAAGAGUCUAGAAUCAUGGGCGUACUAACCGAUAGAUUGUGUGACAAUACCUCGAAUGAUGAUGUGGUUGGGAGGCUACUCAAGAUACCAAUACAAUGCAUUAGUAAAACUACGAGGGUGAAAGCUAUCGAUGCAGUGUGCGGGAAGCAGACACUGAGCACAUUUGAUUUCGAGCUAGUCUCUCGUCUGCUUUCGAACCCUACUUUCAAGUCCAGAAUCGAAAUGGACGUUACUGUUCUGGAAAAAAUCUUGAAGCAGGAAACCUUCUUGUUCCAGGUAGGUAAUCAAAUCGUGGAAAAGGUCCUGUCUAAUCAUGUUGCACAAAUGAAAGACGCUAGCAGCAAGCUUUUCAUCAAAAAUUUGACUGCGCAUUUGACUAUGAGGAUGAAAACCGUAUUCGACUUUACCGCAUGCAAGAUGGCAUUUUUGUUUUCGAAAGCCGUUGAUUUCGAACAAGAGAUGACUGGUGCAUUACAAGCCGCAUUGACGAAUAGACUAUGUUCGUUUGUUGUUGAUUUGAAAACAAACCCAGAAGACAAGCAUAUGGUCCUUUGGUCACUGCAGGUGCUUUACGAUAUUUACGAGUCUACUGAAGUUAGCUCACUUAAGGGAUCUAUUAAUUCAUUGACAAUUAACACUGCUAAAAAGGUAUCACACGAAGGCUUCGACGACGAGAUGAAAGCUGCCUUUUUCUCUCUAUUUUGUGGCACGAAUUCAGACGAACCAACCUUCUUGCUGGCUCACUACAUGGUUCUGAGGACUCAUAUAGCGAAAGACCGCAUUUAUCGUGCCAUUGAAAAAGUUGUUAUGAGAGCAAGUACCAACUUUGACCUUUUCAACGCCACACUGUUCGCAGCAGUCUCAUCCAUACAGGAAGAUGAUCAGAACUAUACAGAGAGUAUACUGGAAUCACUGGACUUGCUCUUCCGAAAUAUUGCAAAGGACAAUGAGAAAGGCAGGAUGUUGUUUUCCAGCGCACUUUCGGAAAUCAAUACCCAUCUUGAAACUGUGGUAAGCUCCCAUACGAAUGCUUUUCUUUGUUUCCUCGAAACAUUGAAGAGCUUACUUGUUUGGAAGCCUUGGCUUUUCAGCCAGCACUCUAUUGAAACACUUUUCCCAUUUUGUCUUCGAGCGAAUGCAGCUGUAAUGGAAGUUAAUGGAUUAGAGAAUGAUGCGGUAUUUUCAUGCACAUCUCAGCUCUUGUCGCAUGUUUUGAUGUACCAUCGUUUCAAGCUCACAGAUCGGCACCACUUGGUGAUCUCGUAUAUGAACUCGGCUUUGGAAAUGCUCACAGUGGGCUCACGUUACGGACUUUCUCCAGAAUCUGCAGAAUCCUUUAGCAGGCUUCUCACGAUUUUCUGUGAGCCUUCGAAUGACGUAAAGAACAAUAAAAGUAAAUCUCUACAGUCGCAGAUCAGUCAGGUCAGAAAAUCAUUAAGAAGGCAUGCCUCGGCUUUGCUUCUGAAGUACAUCAGCCUGGCACUGGGCUCGUCCUUCGACAAUCGCGUUAAAGAAGCUCUGACUUCUGGAUUCUUUUCGGUAUUUGACGUUCUCUCACAAGCCGAGUUCACUGCCACGAUUGCUUUCUUGGACAGCCCCGGACGAAUCUACUUCAAGGCCCUUUACGCGGAGUAUAAAAGAAGUGGUAAAUGGCACGAAGGAUGA